This is a messenger RNA of Nymphaea colorata (pocket water lily), 726 nucleotides long. RefSeq lists its product as uncharacterized. The transcript has 3 exons. Gene Ontology annotation, molecular function: dynein intermediate chain binding; dynein light intermediate chain binding. Lineage: Eukaryota; Viridiplantae; Streptophyta; Magnoliopsida; Nymphaeales; Nymphaeaceae. Gene Ontology annotation, biological process: microtubule-based process. The record is from RefSeq and is a predicted model, not a curated record. Gene Ontology annotation, cellular component: dynein complex. Bases 195 to 518 code for a protein of 107 amino acids.
CAACACACCCUUGGAUCGUUCUCAUCGUCUCCAAUGACUUCGCGUCAUAAACCAAGAUUCAUAUGUGCCAUUGCGUAAUUGGGCAAGUCGGAAUCUCGACACUCCGCCAUUUAUUUGGCGUCGCUUUUGCCUCUGUAUUUUUAGACCUCUCACAGGCGGAGGCACAGAUACUCAGUGAGCAGUAAGGCGGAGAGAUGACGGAGGAGGGCGGAAUUAUCGGGAAGCCGCCGGCGUUGGGGAAAGAGCAGAGGCGGCAGUCUAAGGUCACCAUCAAAAGCGCCGACAUGAAGGAGGAGAUGCAGAAGGCUGCCGUCGAUCGCGCCGUGGCCGCGUUCGAGAAGCAUAGUGUGGAAAAGGACAUAGCCGCUUACAUCAAGAAGGAAUUCGAUAGGAUGUACGGGCCUACCUGGCAUUGCAUCGUCGGUCGCAAUUUCGGGUCCUUUGUAACUCAUGAAACAAACCAUUUUGUGUAUUUCUACUUGGAUGAGAAAGCAGUCUUACUGUUCAAGUCUGGAUGACGAAGCUGCAGCCUCGGUUUUAACGAUAUCAAUGAUGUUGGUGUGUUAGCGUUGAUUGCUGUGAUGAUGAUCACUGUAAUGGGUACCUUAAAAGAUUGAUGCUGAUCUUGCUUAGUGAUAGAGUCAGUGCCCAUUAAUUCAUGUAAUUUUGCAAUGUAAGAAUGCGGACAGGAUAUUACUAUGAAACCUGUACAUUUCUGAUAUUUCA